AUGAUCCCAAACAACCAAUUGAGUCAGGGUACCCAGGAGUACAUUGCUAUUGCGAGUGAAAAGAAUGGGGUUGCUAACUCGGCACCUCCAAAACAGCACGAAAUUCCUGAUGUUGAUGAAUAUAAUGAAAAACAAAAGGCUAAUGUGAAUAAACAAAAACCCCCAGUUGAUGGGUCUGAUAAUGUAGGUAUUAAACAUCAACCACCUAAAAAAGCUAGUAUUAGAGAUAAAUCUACUUUUUCUUGGGAAAAUGUUGGUACUUGGGAUAGUGAAACUACUUCGGAUAAAUUAAAAGCUUUGAAAGUUAUUAAUAAUAUUGAAUCUUAUAUAACUGAUCAUUUUUUCGGUGAUUGGUAUUGGAAUACUUCAAUUAUUAUUGGAACUUGUUUCUUCUGUUGGUUAAUUGCUCGUUUGGGUGGUGGGAUUUUAUCAUUACUUUUCAUUUUGUUAUUUACCAAUUCGGUUUAUAGAUUGGAACAUCGAAGAUUUAAUCGUGAUAUUCGUGAUGAUAUGCAAAGACUUUCUGCUAACAAUCGUUUGGAAAAUGAAUUGGAAACUAUGGAAUGGUUAAAUUCUUUCUUGGAUAAAUUUUGGGUCAUUUAUAUGCCUGCUUUAUCUGAACAAGUUAUGUUUCAAGCUAAUGAAGUUUUGAAAGAUUCUGCUCCAGGGUUUGGGAUUGAAGCUUUAUCUUUAGAUGAAUUUACGUUGGGUUCAAAAGCUCCUCGUGUUGAUAGUAUUAAAUCUUAUACUAGAAAAGGUGCUGAUCAUAUCGAAAUGGACUGGGCUUUUGCUUUCACUCCAAAUGAUACUGAUGGUAUGACUAAACAAGAAUUGAAAAGAAAAAUUAAUCCUAAAGUUGCUCUUGGUGUUACCAUUGGUAAAGCUUUUAUCUCAAAAUCUUUACCAAUUUUGGUUGAAGAUAUGUCUUUUAAAGGUCGCAUGAAUAUUAAAUUGAAGUUAUCCCAGAAUUUCCCUCAUGUUAAAAUGGUUUCAGUUCAAUUCUUAGAAGCUCCUACCAUUGAUUAUGCUUUAAAACCAGUUGGUGGUGAUACCUUGGGUAUUGAUAUCAUGUCUUUUAUUCCAGGUUUAUCUUCUUUUGUUAAUGGGUUGAUUCAUACUAAUUUAAGACCAAUGUUAUAUGCUCCAAAUUCUUUAGAUAUUGACGUUGAAGAAAUUAUGGCUCAACAAUCAAAUGAUUCAAUUGGUGUUGCUGCUUUAACUAUUAAACGUUUAACUGGAUUGAAAACUGGUAUUGAAACUAAAGAAAAUUCAAUUAAUCCUUAUGUUCAAAUUAAAGUUUCAAAUAAUGCUGAUAUCGAAGAAAAAACCAAAGUUAAAAAGGAAACUAAUGAUCCUGUUUUCUUGGAAACCAAAUACUUGUUACUUAAUGCUUUAGAUGGUAAUAAUUUGACUCUUACUGUUAAUGAUUUGAAAACUGAUCAAGCUGAUGAUUUUGUCAUUGGUACCAUUGAUUAUCCUUUAGGUUCUUUAUUACAAAAAGAAAUUCAAACCGGUAUUGUUAAAAAUAUUGUUGAAGGUGGUAAAGUUGUUGGUAAAAUUGAAUUUGAUCUUAGAUGGUUCCCAGCUUUGGAACCUCAAAUCUUAGAAGAUGGUUCUAAAGAUGAUAACACUGAAUCUGAAAUUGGUAUUUUGAAGGUUAACUUACAUGAAGCCAAAGACUUGGAUAUUCGUCAAUCGGUUGUUGGUUUAUUAAAUCCUUAUGCUGAAAUUUACAUUAAUCAUGAAUUGGUUAAAACUACUCGUAAAUUGAGACAAAAGAAUGAACCUCAAUGGGAAAAGGCUUUCGAAUCUUUAAUUACUCAACAAUCAGAAACUCAAGUUCAAGUCCUUGUUAAAGAUGCUGUUGAAGAUAACGUUAUUGGUAAAUUAGAUGCUAACUUACAAGAUUUGAUUUUUGAAUCUUCUCGUGGUCAAGAAUGGAUUAAAACUCCUCCUGUAAGUGAAGGUGGGCCUCACACUAAAUUUAGAAUCACUACUUCCUGGAAAGCUUUGGGUAUGACUGAUGAUGCUGUUGUGAAGAGUCAAUAUACCAACUCUAUUGGUGGUUUAAGAUUGCAUUUGCGUUCUGCUUCUGAUUUGGUUAAUUUGGAAGCUGUUGGUAAAGUUGAUCCUUAUGUUAGAGUUUUACUUAAUGGUAAAUUGAAAGCUAAAACUAAUACCAUUGCAGAAACUUUGGAUCCAAAUUUCAAUGCCGUUUAUUUCUUCCCAAUUGCUAAUGAGCAUCAACAUUUAUUAUUAGAAUUGAUGGAUGAAGAAGCUGAAGGUAAAGAUAGAUCCUUAGGUUCUGCCGCCAUCAAUGUAAAUGAUUUCUUGAAGAAAAACAAAGAAGGUUACUUCCUUGGUUACGACGGAUCUAAUGAAACCAUUGAACAACCAGUAUUGUUUAAUGGUAAAACCCAUGGUUAUUUAAGAUAUUCUGUCAGUUUCAUUCCAACUAUCCCAGUUUAUACUAUUUCUCAACUUGAAAAUAAAGAAGAAUAUUUGGCUACUUUGAAACAAAAAGAACGUGAUGAAGAAGCAAAGAGACUCAGAGAAGAAAAAUUAUAUAAUGAACAUCCUAAUGAGUACGAAUGGAUUGAGAUUAAUGAAGACACUAUUCCAGAUCCAGAAAAGAUUGAAUUACCAUUAGAAAAAGCAAUUAAGUAUAGAACUGGUAAUGUUGCAGUUCAUGUUUUGAGUGGUAAAUUUGAUAAGUCCGAUUAUCGUGUUCAUACCUUAUUCGAUGAUCAUGCUUAUCCAUCUGGUGUUUCCCCAGUGGCUGAUGGUAAACUCUUGAACAUUUCAUCAUCAUCGGAAGGAUUUGUUAGGGAUUUACCAAAUUCCAAAUUAAUUUUCAGAUUGGCUAAAAAGGCUGAAGUUAAUAAUGAAAAAGAUAUUGCCGUUGAAAAAAUCUUUGAAACCAUUGAUAUUUUACAAAGAGCUAAUGCUAGACCAAUUGAAAUUAAGCUUAAUGAAAAGAAUGCCAUUAAGGUUCAAUUAGAAUUUAUUCCUUCUGCAGUUAAAUUGGCUCCAUUAGAUACUAUUUUGGAUGUUGGACAUUUCUAUUUUGAUAUUUUGAAUGCUAAAGGUAUACCAGCAGCUGAUAAAAAUGGUAAAUCAGAUGCAUUCUUAUCUAUUAAAUUAGAUGGAGUGGAAAUUUAUAGAACCGAUAAAAAGAGAAAGACCCUUGACCCAGUUUGGAAUGAAUCGGUUGAAUUCCCAGUUAUGUCGAGAUCUAGACAAAUUAUUCUAUUACAAAUUUACGAUUGGGACUUAACUCAUGAUGAUAGAUUAUUAGGAUCAGUUAAUUUAGAUUUAUCAACUCUUGAACCAUUACAAUCUACUCAAUUUUCAGUUAAAUUAGAUACCGAAGGUACUAUUAAUUUGAGAACUACAUUUAAACCAGAUUAUGUUAGACCUAAAUUAGGAAGUAAGACUGGAUUACCACUUGAUUUCAGCACUAUUUCUGGAGCCCCAGUUAAAUUAGUUGGUGGAGCCGCUGGAAUGGCUGGUACUGCAGUUGGUUCUGGUGUUGGAUUUGCCGGUGAUGGUGUUAGUAAAGGUGCUGGAUUUGUUAAAGGGUUUGGUAGAUCUAAAAAGAAGAAGUCAGAUGAUAGUGAACCACAAGCCCCUCCAGCCCCUUCAGCAAUGGAAGAAGCUAAGGAAGGAGAAGAAGAAGAAGGCGCCGAUGCAGAUGAAUCUAGAGACGAAGUCAGUGAAGUUUCCAGUCAAUUUACUGGAUCACAAUCACCAUCUAAAAAUGAUAAUGCUACUAAUAAAUCGCCAUACACCAAUGAUUUACAAUCAUUAAGAUCGGGUAAACCACCAAGUGUGGCCGCAGUUCCUAAUCUUACUUCUGAAGGAUUACCACCUCCACAAAGACCAAACGUUGGCCAUCAUCGUAUUGUUAGCCAAUCUUCCGAUUCCACUAGUGUUACUGGGAGCAGUAUUCACGCGGGGCCCGACGCGAUACCAGGUAGAAUUACUGUUAUCUCCGCGUCCGGCUAUUCUAGCUCCUCAUUGGAGGUCAAGGUUAUGGUAAAGACCAGUACUAAGGAAAAGGCCAUUCAUAAAACUAGAGGCAGUAAAUUAGAUAAAGAUAACUUGGUUAAAUGGAAUGAAACCGUUCCUUUCAAAUCUACUUCUGAUGGUGAAUUACUCUUCUCCAUUAGAGAAGUCCAUAGAUUAGGUAAAAAUGUCGAAGUUGCCACUGCCUCUUUGCCGUUAGAAAACUAUGUGGAUAGUGAACAAGAAAUCUCCUUGCCAGCCGGUGACGGUCAAAUCGACGCUCCAAAGUGGUACAAGACUGAAGACGCUAGAGUCCCAAAACAAACCAGAAAGACUAUCCGUCCACAAAAAUUACGUGCCUCCUUAGUUCCAGGUACCGUUUUAAUCUUGUUGGCUGGUAGAUUCAGAGGUAAAAGAGUUGUUUACUUGAAGAACUUGGAAGACAACACUUUAUUAGUUUCUGGUCCAUUCAAAGUUAAUGGUGUUCCAUUAAGAAGAGUCAAUGCUCGUUACGUCAUUGCUACCUCUACCAAAGUUGAUGUUUCUUCUGUUGAUGCUUCUAAAUUCAACGUUGAAUACUUUGCCAGAGAAAAAGUUCCAAGAUCUAAAAAAUCUGAAGCUGACUUCUUUAACGAAGCUCAACCAAAGAAAGAAAUUAAAGCUGAAAGAGUUGCUGACCAAAAAACUGUUGACGCUGCUUUAUUAUCUUCAAUCAAGAAAACCCCAUUAUUAAAACAAUACUUAUCUGCUUCUUUCUCCUUAAAGAGCGGUGAUAAACCACACUUAUUAAAAUUCUAA
Molecule: messenger RNA, 4806 nt
Organism: Hyphopichia burtonii NRRL Y-1933
Lineage: Eukaryota; Fungi; Ascomycota; Pichiomycetes; Serinales; Debaryomycetaceae
Exons: 3
Coding region: 1-4806 (1601 amino acids)
Biological process (GO): translation
Cellular component (GO): ribosome
Molecular function (GO): lipid binding; structural constituent of ribosome
Source: RefSeq, a predicted model, not a curated record